AUGCCAUCUGUACAGCAGAGCUCAACAAAGCAGCUCGCUUUUGCGGCGGAAGACAUCCCCAAAGAGUGCCUCGAAACCGUCAGCGAUGACUACGAGAUGCGUCCACUGGCGGCUUGCGACUACAACCGCGGCUUCAACGAGGUCCUCGCGUGCCUGGUCGAGACGCCAGAUCUGGGCGAGGCAGCAUGGAAGGAGCGCUUCGAUGCGAUGGUAGCAGCCAAGGGCACAUACUUCCCGAUUGUGAUCGUAUCAAAAGAUACGGACAAGAUCGUGGCCAUGGGGACGAUCGUCGUGGAGCUCAAAUUCUUCCGUGGCCUGACACGGAUAGGUCACGUCGAAGACAUUGUUGUCAACACCCGAUUGCACAGCAAAGGACUCGGCAAGAUCAUUGUCGAGACCGUCAAGGCGCUGGCGGUGUCCAAGGGAUGCAGCAACAUCAUCCUCAACUGCAGCGAUGAGAAGAAACCCUUUUACGAGAAGUGCGGCUUCUCGUACAGCGGUCUGCAGAUGGCCAAGAGGAUCUCUUGA
Molecule: messenger RNA, 528 nt
Organism: Kalmanozyma brasiliensis GHG001
Lineage: Eukaryota; Fungi; Basidiomycota; Ustilaginomycetes; Ustilaginales
Product: GNAT domain protein
Exons: 2
Coding region: 1-528 (175 amino acids)
Biological process (GO): UDP-N-acetylglucosamine biosynthetic process
Cellular component (GO): endoplasmic reticulum; Golgi apparatus; endoplasmic reticulum-Golgi intermediate compartment
Molecular function (GO): glucosamine 6-phosphate N-acetyltransferase activity; monosaccharide binding
Source: RefSeq, a predicted model, not a curated record